Messenger RNA from Linum tenue, 1337 nucleotides. Lineage: Eukaryota; Viridiplantae; Streptophyta; Magnoliopsida; Malpighiales; Linaceae. The record is from the annotation of a GenBank genome assembly.
AUCAUCAUCAUCACAAAAAAGAAACAUUCUUAAAGAGAGCAAAAACUACCAACCCAAAUGAUAACAUCAAAGGAUGUCUACCAUGUGGUUGCAGCCACAAUCCCACUGUAUGUCGCCAUGAUACUUGCCUACACAUCAGUGAAAUGGUGGAAGCUGUUCACCCCAGAGCAAUGUGGUGGGAUCAACAAGUUUGUGGCCAAGUUCUCCAUCCCAUUGCUCUCCUUCAUGAUCAUCUCGGCCAACAACCCUUAUAACAUGAGCCUGAGGCUCGUACUCGCGGAUUCGGUUCAGAAACUGCUGGCGAUUGUGUUGAUUGGAGUGGUCACCAGGUUCUGGUUCAGAGGUUGGAGGCUGAGUUUGGUCAUUACAGGGCUGUCUCUGUCGACAUUGCCCAACACGUUGAUCAUCGGGGUCCCGGUUUUGAAGGCUAUGUAUGGUGGCGAGGCAGAGUCACUGCUGUCUCAGAUUGUGUUCCUGCAGAGCAUUGUUUGGUACAAUUUCCUGCUGUUUCUGUUUGAGGUCAAUGCUGCCAUGGCUGCAACUGCUAACCCCUCUCCAGAAGUUGCAGGUGUGGGAACCAUAGGGAUGGUUCUGAUCAAGGAGAAUCAAAGGAUGGAGCAGCAGAACAUGAACAAGAAGCUUCUGAGAACAGAGGAAGGGAAGUGAAGAAGACAAUAAUGUCCAUUCUCAUCAUAGUUGGAGGCAAGCUGAUCAGGAAUCCCAACUUUUAUGCUACUUCGAUUGGCUUUGUCUGGGCUUGCAUUCAUUUCAGGUGGGGGAUAAAGCUGCCAGAUGUUAUCAAUAACUCCAUCAUGAUAUUGGCAACAGGUGGACUUGGCAUGGCAAUGUUCAGCUUAGGGCUGUUCAUGGCAUCAAGGGCGAGUGCAACUGCUUGCAGAAUCCGAGUGGCAGACGUGGCAGCCAUGGCGAUGAAGUUCGUUGCAGGGCCGGCUCUAAUGGCACUCUCUUCUGUCGUUGUAGGAUUGAGGGGCAGAGUGCUUCGAGUUGCCAUUGUUCAGGCUGCUCUGCCACAAGGGAUAGUGCCAUUUGUGUUUGCUAAAGAGUACAAUGUUCAUCCGGAUGUUUUGAGCACAUCAGUCAUAUUUGGGAUGCUCAUUGGGUUGCCAAUCUCUCUUGUCUAUUACUCACUGCUUGCAUUCUGAAAAUCCAAGAUCAUCCCUCUCAAAUGCUGAAGUAUGAAUUUGCUUUAGUUAACAUAUGUUCUCUUUGCCAUGCACCCCUCGGAUCUGCUUUGAUAGGCAGAGUAGUUGUGGUACUGACAAUCUCACAUAAAUAACAAUAUGUUGGCCAUGAUUGGUGUUCAAUUAAACUCUUGG